UUGCCAGAGCCGAGGGGGGGCUGAAGCCCCCGCUAGCCCCCCCUUGGUUUCGUCCCUGCCAACACGUAGAUAAAGACUGAUUUAUAUAUCUGGGGAGGAGAGCCAUUUUUACCCCUGGGAACAAGAUCAUGGUUAGGGCUUCGUCCUCGCUCUCCAAUGGCUUCUCUCCCUUCCAUCUCCUCACCCUCUCCCUCUCCUCCUCCCCACCUCUCUCCAUCGAUGUCGAAACCCUCUGCUGGAAGCUGUCCCGGCGGUACCGUGUCGCUUGCCUCCCCUACUCUUCUCAGAUCCUCAUUGUAUACCAGCUAUCUCAGUCUCAUUCCGUUGCCGGAGUUGUUCGGGAGCUCACUGAUGCUUUUCCUGCUUCCAAUGUUGUGGAUAAAGAGGAGGUGGGAAUUUCAUCUUCAAUCGUGACCAGAGCAAUUGAAUGUGGGUUGAGGUGUGCUAUGCUUGAGAAUGGCUGGAGUUGUGUGGGCGAGAACUCAUUUGUUUGCUCGAGUUUUGAUGCUUCUGAGGAGGGGAAACAUGUGUGUGCUGUUAAUGUGAAUAUACAACCUGAAACUGAUGAUGAUUACAUCUUUAUUGUCUCACCUGAUGUAAUUCGCUUCAGUAGACACAAGGUCUCAAGUUUAGUUGGGUCCAAGCUGUUGCAGAAGUUUAAUGAUGGUGAGGAAGUUAUUCUGGAGGAGUAUAAUUUCUCAACAUCUUGCACAACACUUCCUUCUCUUCACGAAGGAUAUGUGAUGGGACUGAGCAAACAACAACCUCUAGCAGAGAACUUUGAAAGAUUUGCAGAUUACUGUACAAAUAAGCAUGGCCUUUCCUUAGCAAGUGAUUUCUUUAUCUUUGUUUGGCUUACCUGUGGUGGCUCAAAUGGACAAUGGUUGCCAUCCACUUUUGUCCUCCAAGGUUCAGGGUUGGCUCCAACUCCGCAAAGAAUUAGAUCUUCCAUGGCUAUUAUGGCUUUGGAAUCUUUCAUGAAUAUACUUGGAGCAUGGAAUUUUUUUGACCAGGGUUUUCUGAGACUCAGCUUAAAGGAAUCAUCUUCACUUGCUGUUGGUAACAUGUUGCCAAUCUGGCAGAAGGCUACAAGUAAUAUUAAGAAUGAUAUGGCAGAAAAUGGUGAUAUCCUAAAUGAUCAAGAAAAUUUAAUAAAGUUGGCUAGAGACAUGUUUUUGGCUCUGGACUUUCACACCCCAAAGCCACCGAUGGGAAGUGCGCCAGGUAGCAUGGCGUUGGAAUUCACUGAAUUGUAUGAAAAAGCUACCACAUCAAGCACAAAUGUUCAAGGAAACACUACAAAGUGUGUCCAUGGUGGUAUCCCAAACCCGCCUACGGGAAGCAUGUCACUCGGCAUGUUACCAAAGUUCAUUGAAAGGCACAAAAAAGCCGCCACAUUGAACACAAAAGUAGGAAACACUAUUAAUUGUGUCCAUUGUGAUAACCCAAAACCAUCUCUGGGAAGUACGUCACUCAACAUUGCAUUGGAGUUCACUGAAACACACAUAAAAGCUAUCACAUCAAGUAAUAAAGUUCUUGGAAACACUAUUAAGUGUGCCCAAAUUGUUAUGCCAAAGCCUCCUAGUGAAAGUGCAUCACUUAGCAUGGGAUUGGAGUUCGCUGAAAUGCACAAUAAAACUACUACAUCAAGCACAAAAGUUCUAGGAAGCGCUAUUAAAUGUGUACAUGGUGGCACUUCUAUACUUUCAACCACUCUGGACACACCAGUUUUGGGGAAGGGCUUCAAAAGUGAUCCUUCAGCGCAUCACAUGUCAGCAUUGGUAAAUAAAAGCAAUAUUGAUAAAGGCAAGCAUACUUCUGAAGUUCACAUGAAAGAUCAGAAUCAACUUGAAGCGCCAGAAGGGGCUGUGAUCUGGAGAGCUGAGAAACUACUGCAACCUAAUACUGAAGCUUCAAGAAAAUUCAAGAAGGCCAAAGAUUUUUAUGAUAGCAACUGUCCAUUGGGUGCUGAAAGAGUGUUGGACAAGAUGACAGCAAGUAAGAGGAUCCUGGACAAUGAUGAAAAGAACAAAGAGAAUAUCUCGGAAGUCUCCAAGAAAAUGAAAGGAAAACAGCCUUCGGAGCAAUCUGACAUAAGUUACAAGGUUCUCAAUUGCUACAAGAAAGGUGAACUGCAUUCCCUUACUGUUGCUGAAAUGAAAUGCUUCCUUGCCAGUAAGAAAAUGAAGGUUGGAGGAAAGAAAGAAGAGCUCAUACAGCGAAUUAAUUUGUUGCUUAAUUAAUUUAGCCAAACUGUUCACUGUUGGGUUCUCAUCAAGAUUUUAUUCAUGCAAGAGGUCUUGGUCAAAGUCUUGGGUCCCUUCAUUUUAAGGCUUCAUGAUGCCCAUGGAUUUGACCCUGCAAAUUCUACAUGAGGUUUGUCGGCAUCUAUCUUGAACUUCGCUUUGCCUUCUAAGAUUCUGUGAGGAUUAGAUCUAAAGACAAUGUGAUUUAACAACACAACACUCAUGACUGCAAUGGCUUUUGAUUUCAGAAAGUUGUUGCAUGUGAAGUGACUGUUUUCUUAUCCAUGACAUGGAAUUUAUUCUUUUGCAUUGUUGUCCAAAAUAGUUUACUCAGCUUUUCGGUCUCCUCAUUCUGAACAUAACUGCAAGAUUCAAUAAAGUUUAAAACC
This is a messenger RNA of Dioscorea cayenensis subsp. rotundata (Guinea yam), 2635 nucleotides long. RefSeq lists its product as uncharacterized. The record is from RefSeq and is a predicted model, not a curated record. The coding region runs from base 129 to 2243 and encodes 704 amino acids. The transcript is spliced from 18 exons. Lineage: Eukaryota; Viridiplantae; Streptophyta; Magnoliopsida; Dioscoreales; Dioscoreaceae.